AUGAAUCGAAAUGAGGCCCUUAGAGCUAGGGGAGGAUGCUCUGUUUGGGACUGCGAAGAACCCAUAUUUGCGCAGUCUCUUUGCUCUAAGCACCAGAUGGGUGACCAUAAUACUGUUGCCUUCAAACCUCCUGGUCUAGAGCCAAUGCCUCGCUCUGUACAUAAGGCAAAGAGGACCCGGCGAUUCUCCCCCGGGAGGACAAUGAUUGGUCCCGCACAGAGUAACCCUCAGCGAUCCACGUCUUCUGCACAUCGGAGCGACUCCACUUUGAUACACCCGGCUAGCACGGAGGUGCCAGCUUUUGCCCGUCAAUUUCCAAAACAAGACUCGGGCCAGAUUCUUGGGCAUUCAGCAUCACCAGUAACAACAAGACCCAUGAUGUCAAAGCAAAUCCGAGCAGCAACAGAAUUCUUACCGGCAGCUGCCUACGCCUCCGCAGCCGCGACUAGAUCCACACUGUCGGAACCCCGGGAGCCUUAUUUUGCAUUGAGGCCCGAUCAAGGCCAUUCAGCAUAUAUACAUCAAAGUCGCAAUAGGGAUGCUCCAGCGGGCCAAUAUGCACCACCAAAUACCUUUCCCAGAAAACAUCUCGCCCUAAUCGGCGGAUUGGUUGACGUUGAUGACGGCUUCACGUCGAAUUUGAAUUUUCCUAUUGCUCCGCCAACUACUUUGCCUUCCAAUUCAUCCAGUGAUGGUACAGGUAUUAAAGGUCCCCCAGCAGCAAUUUCAUCUUCUCGGGCUGGAGAUACAAGCUCGGAAGAGUCAAUUUCGAUCACUGUAGCCCAAACACCCAGCCGGAGAAAGCCAGAGUCAAUGAAUAGCAAUAGGCGUGAAGGCCCUACUAUUCACGUAUUCCAAAAGUCCGAUCAAGUCUUUCAAAGCAAAGAAAAUCUUCCAAUUCAUAUAUCACCUUCAAAGAGAAAGGCUGAUCUUUCAGAUACACUGCCAAAAAUCAAAGAUUCCUCUGUUGAACAGAAAGGAGAGAGACGCUCUACUCUCUUGGAAAUAGAAAUGCAAACAAAGGCACGAAAUUCAAACAAUCCAGAAUAUGCCCAUGGAAGCGCUCCGUCAAUCAAAUCUGCUAAAUAUCAAAGCCAAAUGCCCGGUGAUGAGCAAGCUGCGAAUCAACCUCGUACCCCAAGAAAAGUCCAGAUGUCAAAUACGCGGGUAUCUACGAUAGAGACUGUCCAUAAGAAUGGUAGAGGGCAGCUUGAAAAUCAUACACGUGUGCAAAUCGAAAUCCUGGAUUCUGAUGACGAGACAACUAUUCACGUUCCUCAACAACCGCAACAGCCUGAGCCUCUGGCGACUACAUCAACGGGUGAACAGCAGGCUAAGGCUAAUGGUCCAUCAUCCACUAUUGGAACAGAGAGUGUUAUAGUGGUGGGCCAAACAGUGGUGGACCAAACGGUGGUGGACCAAACAAUGGUGGACCACACGGUGGUGGUGGCAACGCAGGCAAUAGCAGAGGAGCGCAAGAGGGACAUGAUCCACGCCUUUGACUCGGAAGCCUUUGAUACAAUGAUAUAUCGCCAGUCUGCACUCCGCCCGCCGCGAGGGGUUACGUUACAGGCCCCAGCGCGACCGAAAAUGCCGGUACAGAAUCCUUCUAUUGAGUAUCAGAGGCUGUAUUUACCAAUCAAUCCCGCAAUUCACUUACCAUAUAAUCGAUCUGAAGAGUGGCACGCGAAAAAGGCAGCAGAGAUCCAAGCCCGUAGAGGGCGUAAGGCGUGGUUUGGAAAAGUUAUUGAAAGGCGACGGUGGCUACGAGCAAAAGAGAAAGCCGAAGAAGACGAGAGAAAUGCAGCAAAAGAAUCAAAUCAAAAGCUUUCGCGUAUAGACCCGCAGCCCUGGUCGUAUAAUCGAGUCCUUGAUUUUGGAGAUGUUCCUCACGAGGAACUGCCAGAAGAUGUUUUACAGAACCCGGCGUGGGUUAAGGCUUGCGCCUGGCAUCGAGAAAAUCAUGCAAAGAGGCUUUUUCGAGAGCGCGCAGCCAAGAAUGCAAAUCGAGCAGCAUGGGAUCAAGCCGAACGCAUCAUGGAAGAUGCCAAACUAGCAUCACAAAAGAGCCGCGGACCUUGA
Messenger RNA from Trichoderma asperellum CBS 433.97, 2082 nucleotides. RefSeq lists its product as uncharacterized. The record is from RefSeq and is a predicted model, not a curated record. Lineage: Eukaryota; Fungi; Ascomycota; Sordariomycetes; Hypocreales; Hypocreaceae.